This is a messenger RNA of Physella acuta, 3244 nucleotides long. RefSeq lists its product as uncharacterized. Lineage: Eukaryota; Metazoa; Mollusca; Gastropoda; Physidae. The record is from RefSeq and is a predicted model, not a curated record.
UCCCCUCUACCCGAGAAGAAUUUAGUCCAGUCCGCUGAUUUGUGACAAGACUCAGAACAAGCAAGCCCGUGUCCUGUUUCGCUUGAUGUGUAUUCGUAUUGCCGAAAGUUUAUUCGUAUUUCCGAUAUUUUUUACAGUAAACAAUCCUGUUUGUUGUUCAAGUGAGCAGGACGUGAAACAAAAUUUCUGCACGAAUUGUGCAAGAAAAUUGUGAAAGACAAUUGUGCAAGAAAUGGCAGAGGGAAGCUCAUUAGCCAUACAGAGUUGUGACAGUGUGGAGGAUUCGGCAGAGAUUCUGGCACGACUUGUCACAGACGUCCAGAAACUUCUGCGACGGUUGAGCCUAGAGUCCAACGACCUGUUUAACUGCCAUCUCUCCAAGACAGAGACCAUCGACAGCAGCAAGUUGAAAACUUUGUUCAGAGACGCUUCGAACCUGCUACAGAAGAUGGAGAGCCGGGUCUUUGAGCACGUAGGGGCGCACGCUGCCGUCACUGCCAGAGUGCCCCAGGGACGCCAAACAUCCACAGAAAAAGACAGCGGGAUUAUCUCCCUUGAUGGUACUGACAUAAACAGAAUUAGUGAAUGCGAUCAGAUGCGACCUUCACCUUUGAACGAGCUACAGCAGCAGAGCCAGACGAAACCCAAGACGGCACUAGACGAGCUCAGGAACAUCCUCUCCAUGGAGGACGAGGCGCCGGAGGAGGCGCCCGUGGAGGGGGCUGAGAAAAGCUAGAGCGUUUCCAAGGAAACCUAGCCAGACUCAACGGGAAAAUGCAAUUUUGUUGCAACUGUAUCCAGCCUGGAAUGUUAUUUUUUAAAGGAUUUUUGGAGUUUUAUAUGGACUGGAAGUGAUAACGUUUUAUCGAGAUGGAUUGUACGCAAAUAUGGACUGAAAGGAAUUUAUUUAUAAAACUGGAAUAAAAAGAUGUUUUACAAAGUGCUUGGACACUUUUUACCUAAAACAUUUCAAUACGUCAGGAUGAAGAUUUCAUUGUUAGUGAACUCAUUUAUUCUGUAGUGUCAGCAUUAUAUUUUAGUAUUACACGUAUCAAAGAUAAUUGGAGUAUGUGUCAUUAUGUUUAUGGAUUGGACUGGAUUUUAUACCUAACGGAGACGACUGCUAUGUUGAUAUUUUCAAGGAGGUUUCUCUUACUUUUCAAAAACUGUUAUAGCGUGUGUUUUUAUGAAUUUACACAGAACUAAUUAAUAAUGGGAUGUAACUCCGAAGGUGUUAGGUAAUUUUUCACUUGUAAAAAUUCGAGUUAAGCUUAAAUGUGAUGUUUAUUAAAAAAACAUUUUUUUGGCUGUAAAAUGAUUUUGCUUGAUAUAAAUAUCUGACCCUAAUGUCAGCAGCUAUACUGGGGUCAAAGACCCCCCCCCCUUUAACUUUUCUGGGGUAACGAGCUUCUAGAAGCAAGUUGCGAGAGAGUGCUAAACACUUUCUGUGGUGGCCCCAUGUGUAUGGGCACUAAAGGGAAAUGAUUAUGAGAUAACGAGAUAACGUAUGUACAUAAUCCAUAAUCCACAGAAAAAGGUGUUUGUCAUUGAAUCAAAGAGUGAUGAAACAAUUACUUAAGUGAACAUGGCUAAAUCUGCUGAAAUAUUUGUAUGAUUGUCAAUUAAAACGCGAUUUUUUUCAAAUUCUAUAAUCAUUUGACCAGAUUACUAUGAUAAAUGUUGAUAUGGGGUAUUUAUAAACUUUUAAUGUAGUUUUAUUACUUUAAAUAUUAGUCAUUAAUUUAGCUGGGGUUGAUUUGUUUAGUUUAGAUUUCAUAACCACUAUAUAGUAUAACAGUGUUUAACAUCUGAUCACAAAUAAUAUAUUUAUAUUUAUGUAUAUAUUAUGCUGUCACUGUUUAUUUCAGAGAUUUUUUACUCCUGGGGUGUGUAUGGAGAGGGGGUGGCGAUUCAAACAUUCAAGAGGGGGGUGGAUUCUGCUUGAAGUAUAUUUUUAAAUAAAAUUUAAAGUUAUGUUCUAUUUCGUUUGUGGUGUGUGAGUGGAUGAAGGGGGGGUCGGGGGGACUUCCUUCAGUUUGCAGUGCCCCCCACAACCCCAACAUGGAGAUGCCUGAAAGAAACUCUUAUGGCGUUUUUUUUUUAUCUCUUGAGGUAAUUUGUCAGCAUUAAAUAUUUCCGAUUUUUAAGACUUGAAUGUUGAACUAGACCCGGAUGUUUUUUUCACCUGCAAUAUUUCAACAGUUAUGGCUCUUCGCUCUCUUGUAAUGUAACGAUUUCCCGAAACUUUAAAUAGUCGCACACAAAACAAAAGCACUGCUAAUACUUGUACAGGCAUAAGUUAGUUAAAAAAUGAAAUUUUUGCUAUUCGUCUUAGCUAACUAUUGCUAUUUUUGUACGUCGAGUAUCCCGAUUAAGUUUGCCACCUCAUUUCCUGAUAGUGUUUUGAAGUCCCAAUAAGGUAACAUAUCAGAAGUGCGGGAGGGGUGAGUUCAAAGGGUUAGUGACCCCGAACUAAAAAUUCUACAAAACUAGGAAUUUAGAAUGGCUCCACGCGUUAAUACAGUUUAAAGAUGAAGGGAGUAUUACAGGUACCAAUAUUGUUUAGAGAGGAAGUGAAUAGUGCAGGUAAAACGUUUGCUGAAUUAAAAACCUUCGAGGGGGUUGUAGGAUUAGGAUAGAUUCAAUUUGAAGUAUGUUUUUUUUUUAUAAGUAGGAUUAAUGACUGGCUAAUUUUUGCUCAAUUUGAAGAAAGAUUAAGUUAAGAAAAGUGGCUGUCUACUAUUGCUAAUUUAAUAGGUGGAAUCUGUUAACUAUUUUAAUUAUUUGUUGAACUUACCAGCUCCGUGAAAUUAAUUGUGUUUGUAAUUCUAGAAAACAAACAUAAUAUAGUCUGACAGGUUUGUGUUUGUAAGUCUAGAAACACACCACUGUCAAAAAAAAACCAGCUGAUACUAUGUGAGAUCAAUCGAUGUUUAAUCGAUGUUUAGUUCCCCUCCAUUGCAUUCCAUACGCUAAAAAAAUCAUUGUAUAUAUUUCUCUUGAAAAAUGUUUAUUAGAGUUUUUUCAAUGUAAAUAAUGCAUCUGUGUACUUUACAGUUCAAAAUAUUAUUUAAGCUCAAUGUAAUUUGGGGCAUAUUUUAGAUGCGCACAAUAUAUUUCAAUCUAUGUAAUCUUAGCGGUUAUAUAUGUUAAAAACAUAUUAUGCUGAUACUGAUCCGCAUACGUAAAGAUUACUAUUUGAAACGUGAAAGAUGACUUUGUUUUAAUUAUUAAAUGAAAAUAC